AUGAUGGAUAGUUGUAGUGACCAAAUCGCUAACACCUAUCAGGAACAGUACAAAGACAUGUCGCUGUUCAUUAGGAGGAUCGUUGCUGCGAAUGUCCGAGUACUUCUCUACUACGGAGACACUGAUAUGGCUUGCAACUUUAUGAUGGGUCAAAAAUUUGCCGAUCAACUCGAAUUGAAACGAACACUCGGCAAAACUCCAUGGAAGUUUGACGGUCAAAUCGCCGGAUUCAAGACGCUAUUCGAAGGGCUCACCUUCAUCACAGUUACCGUGUUUCAGUACGAGACCGCUAUGUUGUGGACGGGACUCACUUGUCUUUUUACUUUGUGCCAAGCACAAGAGAUCAAACAAUUGCCAGGAGUUGGGUUCGAACUCAAUUUUAAGCAUUAUUCCGGGUUCUUUCAAGUUUCCGACAUCAUGUACUUCAUUACUGGUAAGCUUCCUCCCAAACGGUUCGUUGAGUCUCAGAAUGACCCAGACAAAGACCCUCUCAUCUUCUGGUUCAACGGCGGUCCAGGAUGCUCCUCUUUAGAUAGCCUUUUCAACGAGAUGGGACCGUACUUAGUGAAUUCUGACGGUAAAAGCCUCAGUGAGAACCCAUAUUCUUGGAAUAAAAUGGCCUCAGUGGUGUAUAUCGAGUCCCCUGCGGGAGUCGGAUACUCUUAUUCUACCGAUGGGAACAUCACCACCAACGAUGAUCAGACUUCACUUGAAAACUACGAUGCUGUCAAGCAAUUCUUUCAGGGAAUCGCAGUUGGAAAUGGUAUGGUACACGGAAAGUUAAGCAUCGACACAUCCAUUCGAUAUGCUUACGGCCACGGAAUCAUCGAUGAAGAGACAUGGAAUACACUUCAAAGAGAUUGUUGCGAAGGCUGCAUCGAUUCUUGCGAUCUUACUGAGGUCACUGGUCAUUGUGAAACCAUGGUAAAGGACAUCUACCUCUUCCUCUUGACCGGCGGAUUGAAUCCCUAUGAUUUAUACAGAGAUUGCGACACGAAGCCGGCAACCAAUGGCGACUGGACGACCCCCAUGCUUCAAGGGUUUGCUGCCGGCUACAAAUCCUCUGUACAAUCAAAGACAAAGAUUGAUGACCCCACGAGCUUAUCGAGGGCUCACGAGUCUCAAUACAAUGGUUACCCAUGCGAAAACAACACAAAUGUGAUUACAUACAUGAAUGAUGUUGAAGUUCGAAAAGUUCUUAACAUUCCUUGCAACUUACCUAAAUGGGAUAUCUGCAGUGACCGAAUCACUAACACCUAUCAGAACCAGUACAAAGACAUGGCGCCGUUUAUAAAGAAGAUCGUUGCUGGGGAUGUCCGAGUGCUUCUCUACUACGGAGACACUGAUAUGGCUUGCAACUUUAUUAUGGGUCAAAAAUUUGUCGAUCAGCUCGGACUAGAGGUAAGUUGUCAUUUUCGCUACCCUUGA
This is a messenger RNA of Haemonchus placei, 1428 nucleotides long. Lineage: Eukaryota; Metazoa; Nematoda; Chromadorea; Rhabditida; Trichostrongylidae. The record is from the annotation of a GenBank genome assembly.